AUGCAUGUAGCUACAGUGGUUGAGGACACUGGUGAGGAAGUUGCAUUUCUGGGUUCACUGUCAGCGGACGCAAAUGACAGCCCAUGGAUGACAGACAUACAUGUGGAGAAUCUCAAUGCACGCUUUAAAAUUGACACUGGCGCAGACGUCACCGCUAUAUCGGAAAUGCUGUAUAACCAAGGCCAGUUCAGCAGGCUGGAGAAGUCAACGAGGGUUCUCCUGGGGCCAGGAGGGACUCGUCUGAAUGUGAAGGGCAAGUUCACCGCCACUCUCAGAAAAAACAGUAAAAGUACUAAAGAGGAAAUUUACGUUGUGGAGGGGCUGUGCACACCACUGCUAGGCGGGCUUGCUGCAGUGGCACUGCAGUUGGUCGCCAGAAUAAAUAAUGUCAGCCUGGACUCCAAAGAGACAGUAAAAAGGGAGUUCCCAAAGCUUUUCUGUGGACUAGGUAAAAUGGAGGGCGAGUACAACAUAGUACUGAAACCAGGCGCUCAGCCUUUCUCCCUCUCAACUCCCAGGCGCAUCUCCCUCCCACUCCUGCCAAUGGUCAGAAAGGAGCUGGACCGUAUGGAGCAGCAGGGAGUUAUCUCAAAGGUGGAGGGGCCCAAUGAAUGGUGUGCGCCUAUGGUGGUGGUGCCGAAACGCACAGGCAAGGUGAGAAUAUGCACCGAUCUCACACAGCUGAACAAAUCAGUUAUGAGAGAGAAGAACCCCCUCCCCUCAGUUGAACACACUUUAGGACAGCUCGCUGGAGCCAAAGUGUUUUCAAAGCUAGAUGCCAACACAGGCUUUUGGCAGAUUCCACUGUCCAAGGAGUCAACUCUGCUAACCACUUUCAUAACUCCGUUCGGGCGGUAUUGUUACAAUCGCCUGUGCUUUGGGAUCUCGUCAGCACCAGAACAUUUCCAAAAGCUCAUGUCAUGCAUCUUGGAGGGCCUAGUGGGUGUUCUGUGUCAGAUGGAUGACGUGCUCAUUUGGGGAGCCACACAGACGGAGCAUGAUGAGAGAUUGUGGAGAGUACUGUCACGACUGCAGGAGGCGGGAGUGACGCUCAACGACAAGUGUGAGUUUUCUAAGAGCAGGAUCAAAUUCCUGGCGCAGGUCAUCGAGGCAUCAGGCAUCAGUGCUGACCCUGAUAAAGUGAGUGCUGUAAAAGCUAUGCCAGCACCCAGUAACGUCAGUAAGGUGAGACGCUUCCUGGGAAUGACAAACCACCUGGGGAAGUUCCUGCCUCACUUGGCUGAGAGAACACAACCACUCAGAGACCUGCUGAAAAAGUCCAGUAUGUGGGCCUGGGGGCCGCAACAACAACAGGCUUUUGAUAACAUAAAAAAAGAACUGACGACACCCCCAGGGCUUGCAUUGUAUGACCCGAAUGCUGAAACGCUUGUCUCCGCCGACUCUUCCUCAUAUGGGAUGGGCGCCGUUCUUCUCCAGCGGCACACAGACACAGAGUGGAAACCUGUGGCGUAUGCCUCGAGAGCCCUCAGCAGCACUGAGCAGCGUUACGCCCAGAUCGAGAAAGAGGCGCUAACAUCAACAUGGGCCUGUGAGAGGUUUGCAGAGUUCCUCAUUGGAAAGAGUUUUCAUAUUGAGACAGACCACAAGCCCCUAAUUCCUCUACUAGGCUCAAAGAGCUUAGAUGAACUUCCUCCACGCAUACAGCGUCUGCGCAUGCGACUAAUGCGUUUUGCCUACACCAUAUCACAUGUGGCCGGCAAAGACAUUGCAACUGCGGAUGUGCUGUCCCGAGCUCCCAUCAGUCACACAGCAGAAGGAUUGCAAGAGGAGGAAAUCAACCUCUAUGUUGACUCUGUUGUAGUGAAUCUCCCAGCUACAGAAAAGAGGUUAAGAGAAAUUCAGAGACACCAGGACGACGACUCCACACUCAAGCACUUGAAGAAAUUCUGUGUCGAAGGAUGGCCAGAUAAAUUUUCAAUUAACAGAGUGUUUCAGCCAUAUCUGCAAUUUUCAGGUGAGCUCACAAUCCAAGAUGGUCUACUGUUGUAUGGCAGCAGGAUAGUCAUCCCAGCAUCACUCAGAGCGGACAUUCUGUCAAAGCUGCACGAGGGCCACCUGGGAAUAACUAAAUGCAGAGAGCGAGCUAAGUAUUCAGUGUGGUGGCCAGGGCUCAGCAGAGAGCUGACAAACAUGAUAGAGAAAUGUGAUGUGUGUAGCCGUGAAAGAGUCAAUUUCAAAGAAAAGAUGAUGUCUACUGAGUUUCCGCCAAGACCAUGGUCCACUGUAGGAGCGGAUUUAUUCCAGAUAGACAGCAGACAAUACCUGGUCAUCGUGGACUAUUUCUCCAGAUAUUUUGAAGUAGCCAAACUGACGUCUACAACAUCUGGAGCUGUGAUUGAUCACGUCAAGUCUAUCUUUGCUCGUCAUGGUAUACCUGAAGUGGUCCGCUCAGACAAUGGCCCACAGUUUGCAUCAGAGAUUUUCAGACAGUUCGCGCAGGAUUGGGGUUUUAGUCAUGUGACAUCCAGUCCCCAUUUCCCACAGAGCAACGGGGAGGCGGAGCGUGCUGUGAGGACAAUCAAAAGUCUUCUCAAGAAAUCCAGCGACCCUUAUCUAGCCCUGAUGGCUUAUCGAGCUGCUCCCCUGGCGAAUGGAUUCAGUCCCUCUGAACUUCUGAUGGGGAGGAAAAUGAGAACGCCAGUUCCUGUCAUUCCAUCCAAGCUCAACCCAGGGUGCGCAGACAUGGAUAACCUGAAAAGGACAGAGCAAACGUACAGACAAAAACUGCGACAGAAUUAUGACCAAAGACACAGAGCACGCGACAUGCCGUACCUUCAACCCGGUGAUCAUGUGUGGGUCAAAGAUACAUGGUGGUGUCUACUGCCGGCACGCCGAGGUCAUACAUCAUUGAGACGCCUGGGGGCACUCUGCGAAGGAACAGAUACCAUCUUUCACCAACCCCUGUGGCUCCUGGAGAACCUGCUAACUUAA
Messenger RNA from Xyrauchen texanus (razorback sucker), 2952 nucleotides. RefSeq lists its product as uncharacterized. Gene Ontology annotation, biological process: proteolysis; DNA integration. The transcript has a single exon. The coding region runs from base 1 to 2952 and encodes 983 amino acids. Lineage: Eukaryota; Metazoa; Chordata; Actinopteri; Cypriniformes; Catostomidae. The record is from RefSeq and is a predicted model, not a curated record. Gene Ontology annotation, molecular function: nucleic acid binding; aspartic-type endopeptidase activity.